AUAAAUAUAUUUUAUAAAUACUAUUGGUAAUGACAAUUGGACCAGAUUAUUUUAAUUAGAUGCAAUUAUUUAUUAUUAUUGUUUGUUGUUGUUUGUUUUGUCGUUUAUUAUUGUUGUUGUUUAUCGUUCUUUAUUGUUCUUGUUGUUUAUUGUUUUUUUUCCUUUGUUAUUGUUUGUUGUUGCUGUUUAUUGUUGUCGUUUAUUUGCUGCUGUUUGUCUUGUUGUUCGUUGUCGUUUGUUAUUGUCGUUGUUUAUUGUUCUUGUUGUUUAUUGUUUUUUUUCUUUUGUUUUGUUAUUGUUUGUUGUUGUUUGUUUAUUGUUGCUGUUUAUUGCUGUUGUUUACUGCUGUUGUUGUUUAUUGUUGUCGUUUGUUGUCGUUGUUUGUUGCUAUUCAUCUGUCUUAAAAUCAAAACGAAAUACAAAAUUACCAUUUACCAUUCUUCCCCUCCCCAUAGAAUA
Molecule: messenger RNA, 459 nt
Organism: Loa loa (African eye worm)
Lineage: Eukaryota; Metazoa; Nematoda; Chromadorea; Rhabditida; Onchocercidae
Exons: 1
Coding region: 60-404 (114 amino acids)
Source: RefSeq, a predicted model, not a curated record